Dentiscutata heterogama is the source of this 455-nucleotide messenger RNA. NCBI's taxonomy places the organism in Eukaryota, Fungi, Glomeromycota, Glomeromycetes, Diversisporales, Gigasporaceae. The record is from the annotation of a GenBank genome assembly.
GUAGCAUAAACUUAGAUAUUGCACGAACUUCAAAAGAGGACAAACUAAGACAAGAAAUAGCAUUACUUAAAGAAGUAAUUGAAGAAAAAAACAAAACUAUAAACACUUUACAAGAAGAAAACGAAUCCCUACGAAAUUCAAAUGAAGAACUUGCUGUCGAAGUUGAACAUUUUCGUAUUAGAAAUAAUAACAUCCGCCAAGAACGCCAUGCAAAUUGCAACAAUUUUAUUUCAAGCCAACAAGAACACAUAGAUGAUUUGCAAAGAUCACUAAGGGUAAGAAAUGAAGCGGAUCAUUUCUUAUGUAAUCAGAAUAUUACUCGGUUAGAAAAUAGAUUAUCUUACUUUGAGAACCGGGAAGAACAACGUCAACGGGGUGAACGAGUGGAUCCAUAUUUACCUAGAAGUAAUGCUUUCAUCAGUGAGCAGGAGUUUAAUCAACAAUUUAAUCAAUAA